GCAUUUCCAAGAAUUCCCCCGGUAUAUUUAAGCUGUUGUACUGACAGUCACAUUGUAUACUAGCGGUCAAGCAGUACUCAUGUAAUAUGUCCAGUUUCUCCAGAUCAGCUCAGCAAUGGGCUACUUUCGCAAGAUCAUGGUUUCUGAUCGACGCAAGAAUGCAGCCUCCGGGAAAGAUUGCCACCAUGUGUGCAAUCAGGCUACAAGGGAAGCAUAAACCCAUAUAUCAUGCUUUGAGUGAUUGUGGAGAUCAUGUUGUGGUCAUGAACACCAAACACAUUGCACUAUCUGGGAACAAAUGGGAGCAGAAGAUGUAUUCAUCUCAUACUGGGUAUCCUGGUGGAUUCAAACAAGUCACUGCGGCACAGCUCCAUCUUAAAGAUCCUAAAGCUCUGGUUAAGCUGGCUGUGUACGGGAUGCUGCCAAGGAACCUGCAGAGGCGGACCAUGAUGCAGCGGCUGCACCUGUUUGCGGAGGACGAGGUGCCGGAGGACAUCCUGCAGAACCUGACGGAGGAGCUGGCGCAGCCCCGAGACAUCCCUCGCACGCUCCGCGAGUACAGCCAGGAGGAGCGUGACUCUUUCCCCAAACUCUGGACCCCGCCAGAGGACUACAGGAUGAAGUAACACCUCAUCAGAACACCAAGAGCCUCCCAAACCCCAGUGUCACCCAUAUUCCACCAUGAUGGGCUCGUUCCUGGGCCCCGUCACGGUCACUGAGGAUUCUCUUCACAAAAACUACAGCUUAGGCCAAGACUUGUCUAGUCUGAAGUAGAUUUUUUUUUUUUUUCUUGCAGCUUUCUGUGUAUUUACUUGAGGAUUAUUGUUCUGGUGUCACAAUAAUGUAAAAUAAACUGUCUUUAUUAUUUA
Clupea harengus (Atlantic herring) is the source of this 869-nucleotide messenger RNA. It is a transcript of the gene mrpl13, whose product is annotated as mitochondrial ribosomal protein L13. Gene Ontology annotation, molecular function: mRNA binding; structural constituent of ribosome. The record is from RefSeq and is a predicted model, not a curated record. Gene Ontology annotation, biological process: translation; negative regulation of translation. NCBI's taxonomy places the organism in Eukaryota, Metazoa, Chordata, Actinopteri, Clupeiformes, Clupeidae. Gene Ontology annotation, cellular component: ribosome; mitochondrial large ribosomal subunit.